AUGAGUGGAUUCCGAAAGGACGAACUCAUCCCCGUUAUCAUUGACAUCCAUGGUGAGAAGCGUAAGAUGUUUGAAGAUAUCGCCGACACGGUGUUGAGAAGAGUUCUCGAUGAAGAAGAAAAUGAGUGUCCACCGAUUGAGUCACGUGGUUCCAGCACAUCAUCAUUUUCGACAACGCCAUCUUCGUCUGCCUCGCCGCUUUCCAUCAACCAACUUCUCAGUUCUUCGUUCUCUCAACCGCCGGCACCCCAACUGCCUGUGCCGCUGGCGUUCAACCCGUUCCAGCUAGCUCUCUAUCAGUCUCUAGUUGCGAACAACACUCUCGCAUUUCCCGUUUUUGGCGGUCCCCCGUCAAUAUUUCCGUUGCUUGUUCCGCCGCCGCAGCCCCAGCCGACUGUUGAGUCGAUCGAAUUGCUGAAAAUUCUCCAAAAUAUGUUGGCAAAACAAAAGAAGUGAUUGAUUCAUUUCGAUUUUCUGUCAUUCUUUUUCGGUGACAAACAAUUUUCAAUUUUUCACAAUUUUCAACGCAGUUUUGUCAUUUUUCCAUCUUCUGUCGCCUUAUCUCCCACCUAGAUGUCAUGAUGUUGUUCGAAAUAAAAAUUAAAUAAAUAUUUUUGUUUCGAAAAAAAA
Caenorhabditis elegans is the source of this 630-nucleotide messenger RNA. It is a transcript of the gene pugs-9, whose product is annotated as Protein Upregulated in Glial Subsets. The record is from RefSeq and is marked reviewed. The transcript has 3 exons. Bases 1 to 456 code for a protein of 151 amino acids. NCBI's taxonomy places the organism in Eukaryota, Metazoa, Nematoda, Chromadorea, Rhabditida, Rhabditidae.